Molecule: messenger RNA, 1505 nt
Organism: Kickxella alabastrina
Lineage: Eukaryota; Fungi; Kickxellomycota; Kickxellomycetes; Kickxellales; Kickxellaceae
Product: major facilitator superfamily domain-containing protein
Exons: 1
Coding region: 132-1505 (457 amino acids)
Biological process (GO): transmembrane transport
Cellular component (GO): fungal-type vacuole membrane
Molecular function (GO): transmembrane transporter activity
Source: RefSeq, a predicted model, not a curated record
CAAUAAACUCCCGUUUUAAUUUUACUUAUGCUACCAAUAUUUAUACAUUUAGCCACAAAUUUACAAUAAAUUUAAUACUCAAUAUUUUAAACCUUAUAUAAUUAAUAUUUUAAAGCCUAUUUCUAAUACUCAUGCUGGCACAAGUUAAUAAUGCCGCAGGUUCUCAGAGCACCACACGCUCAAACUCCUUCAAUAUUGAUCUAGAGAAAAAGUCUGUAGAAAUACAAUUGCUUGACAAAGACACUCCGGAUUAUCUGUCCAAGCCACCAACUAUAACUGACAUUGAAGAGUACGCCCCUGCUGGCUGUGCUUACGCUUGGGUCAUUGUUGCAUGUGCCUCACUAAACAUGAUGUGCACCAUUGGCAUUGCCAACAGCUUUGGCGUUUUCUCCACAUAUUACAUCAACUUCCUCUACCCCAACGAGUCCGCCGCAAAUAUUGCUUGGGUUGGUACGUCAAUUACCUUUUUUAUGCUUGUUGGAGCAAUUGCCACAGGUCCACUGACUGACAGGUUUGGCUUCCGCUUGGUAUCUCUGGCUGACGCAAUCAUCUGCAGUCUUGCUAUUUUACUUACGUCUUUUACCAAUGUUCUCUGGCAAGUUGUUUCGACGCAAGGUAUUGUGUUUGGAAUUGGCACUGCGCUUUUAUACUCACCAUCUAUUUCUCUUUCUGCGCAGUGGCAUGACAAGACCCGGCCAUUGGCAACCGCCAUUACUGUUGCUGGUUGUGGUGCUGGUGGUAUGGUUUUCACCGCAAUCACACAAAAACUGCUGGAUACAAUUGGAUACGAGUGGGCUCUCCGGGUUCUUGCCUUAAUAAUAUUGUGUAUCAGCGGAACAGCAAGCCUCUUAUACAAACGACGCGUACCGAUUCCCAAGGGCGGCGUAAACUUUGUGGCCAUUGCCAAGGAUAAGCAGUUGACAGCCGCUGGCGUGGCUGGGUUAUGUAUUAAUCUUGGAUCAUUUGUAAUUUGGUACUGCCUCCCGACGGCGGCACUGGCGCUUGGACAGACCAAGCAGGCGUCGACUAACCUAAUUAUCUACAUGAAUGCUGGCAGCACCGUGGGCCGAAUUGUAGCGGCAUUUGUAGCCAUGGCCAUUGGCCCCAUCAACCUCGUCAUUUUUUCGUAUUUGAUAUGUUCUACCCUCAUUUUAGUCGUUAUGUUAGCGGUUAAGAGCAUGGUUGCUUAUAUCGUACUUGCAGUUAUCUUUGGCUUCAUUUCUGCAAGCUACAUUUCUAUUACUCCACCACUGCUCACGGAGUUCUUUGGAACGCAGGCGGUUGCCACAGCUAUGGGCAUUAUGAACGCAUGGUGCUCCAUUGGUAUCCUCAUUGGCAAUCCGUCGCAGGGUGCAAUAUACCAAAAGUUUGAUCGCCCAACGGGUUCGUUCAUGGCAAUUACCAUUUGGGGAUCGUCGAGUCUCUUCCUUGGUGCCUGUUGCUUCAUAGUUUUGAAAACUACUGUCAUUAGUGGUAAACUGUAUCGUAUUUGGUCAAAGCUAUAA